AUGAUGGAGCGAGGCAACAGCAAAUAUAAUAAGAGAACGGAUAAAAAUGUGGUUCCUAUUUCGGCAGAGCAUGCAGCUGCGUUCAGUGAAUCUAGAAAUAAUCAACUGAAAGCUAUGGAACUGAUUGAAAUGAAUAACAUUCACCUGCAAAACCAUCAUCAUCCUAGUUGUAAGGUCAGUCAGAGUCAUCUGCCCAAUAACAUCCCGAAUACCUAUAAUCACAAUGACAGUGAUGAUAUUUGA
Molecule: messenger RNA, 243 nt
Organism: Cotesia congregata
Lineage: Eukaryota; Metazoa; Arthropoda; Insecta; Hymenoptera; Braconidae
Source: the annotation of a GenBank genome assembly